Molecule: messenger RNA, 2045 nt
Organism: Solea solea (common sole)
Lineage: Eukaryota; Metazoa; Chordata; Actinopteri; Pleuronectiformes; Soleidae
Product: voltage-dependent calcium channel gamma-6 subunit-like
Exons: 6
Coding region: 5-853 (282 amino acids)
Biological process (GO): regulation of calcium ion transmembrane transport via high voltage-gated calcium channel
Cellular component (GO): membrane; L-type voltage-gated calcium channel complex
Molecular function (GO): calcium channel regulator activity
Source: RefSeq, a predicted model, not a curated record
GAGAAUGUGGUCGACCUUUUUCGUGACCGAUGAGGAAGGCCGCACGGUGGUGCCGGGGGCAGGAGGGAUGGUGCCGGUACCAGCAGGAGCGAGUCAGGGAGGUUUGACAAGUCUGAUGACCGGACGCACCACGUUCGGAGGGAACAAGCGUCGCAGGACCACGUCCAUGGGACACAUGAGUGAGGCGCAGGAGGGAAAGAUCAAGUUGGCGUUCUUCGUGGCCAUCGUGGGCGUGGUCCUCACGGUGCUCGGUGUGGGCACGGAGUUCUGGGUGGAGCUGGCACCGUCCAAGAGUUUUUACAACAACCAGACCUGUCUGACGGCUCAUUAUGGUCUGUGGAAAGGCUGCACCAAGACCUUGUGGGUGACUGAUAUCGACCCAGAGAGACUGAGCUGUGGACCCGCUGAGCUGCCCGGAGAAUCUAACUGCACCUACUUCAAGUUUUUCACCACAGGGGAAAACGCUGUGAUGUUCCAGAAGACGACGCAGAAGAAUCUGAACAUAGCGGCGGCCAUGUUGGCUCUGUUCAGCCUCUUCCUCAUGGUGAUGGGAGCCAUUUGCAUCACGAUGGCUCUCAGCAAAGAAAUCCUCUUCUUCCUCAAACCAGCGUCGUUCUGCUUCAUCCUGUCAGGCGUCCUGGUGCUCCUGUCUCUGGUGGUCUUCCAUCAGUCGGUCCUCGCGCUGCUGUCCAGCGACCACACGGUUCCUCUGCACCACGAGCUCUCGUGGUCGGUGUCGUGCAUCGGCUGCGCGGGCGCCGUCCUCAUCGUGGGCGGGAUCCUCUUCGUGCUGCUGGCGCUGCCUUACAGCCCCUGGCAGAAGUGUCUCCCUCACAAUGACAGUGGCAGCUAGUGGUCAGGAGGUGUUAUUGCACUUUUCUUCUGUUUCCCAAAGACGUCUGAGUAAAACGAUCUUCGUCCUGUGACGUUUUUGUGAAACAGCUUUGUCUUACAAUCAUCUGCAAUUUACUGUUUACUGUUUGUUCACUAAGAUCACAUCAUUCUUAGAUUAAAUCUGAUUAAAAAAACUGUAGAAGCUAAAACAAGUGACUUGAAUCAACCUUUUGUUACUUAUUUGCUGAAUUUCUUUGCUUAUUUGCUUAUUUAUCCGCUUUAUUUCUGCAGUUUAUCGUCUUUCAUCAGAUUAAAACAUCAUUUUCAUUCGUCAUAAGAAUUUAAAUAAGCAGCAGUUUUCAGUAAUCUGAUUAAGACAAUAGUCUGAUUAUGAGAUCAAAAUUGUAUUUAAAACAAUCAAUCAGAGAUUAAGAUGUGGAGUAAUCUGACUCUCAGCAUGAUGCAUUCUCACAGUGGAUGUGGCGUCAACAUAAUCAGAUUACACCCUGUGUUAUUUGAAUAUAAUCUGAAUAUUCUAUUAGCAAUUCAAACAAACAUGAUAAUCUGAAUAAUGUAUUUUUCAGAAUAAGGUCAAUAAUCUGAUUAUUCAUGUCAAUUUAAACACAAGUAUUAAUCCAAUUAGGACAAUAAUCUGAUGGUUUCUGCCAUGUAAAUGAGAACAUGUUUUGAAGUAAUCUGAUUUUAAUCUCCUCAUUUGACUUGUGUCUUCAUCAGAUUAUAACGUAUUACUGUUAGCUUUUUCACAACAGUGGAUGUAAUGAAGAGACGAGUCAUAAUCAGAUUAUCUUCCAUAACAUGUCAACAUGAAUAUUAUGGGAUAUUCUGUGACUCUUCUUAAGAUCUUAAUUUGAAAAAUAUUCAGAAUAACAUCAGUAGUGGGAUUAUUGGUUUCCAUGGAAACCAGAUUAUUGUCAGUCAUGUGACCUGCAGCCAGGCUUUUUUAAACUCUCAUGUUUUCUUCUUGUUUCUAUGAAGACGUUAAAUCUACGUUAAGAUGGUUUUAUCGUCUUGUUGAUUUCACUCUGUCGUGUUUUGCUGCUUUUAUUUUGGUAACUUCCUGUGUAACUCAUCAUGUUUCUAAUGAAGAGGAAACUCUGUGCGCCGUGUUUUUCCUGCACUGAAUGGAUUUGCGUUGAAAUGACUUGAUUUUAUUAUUAAACAUGACAUGAAUAUUUCAUGUCGUCAGAUUC